UUCCCUUUUCCACCCUGCUAUAAACACGCCGGUUAUAGCAGCAGGAUCGGAGGGGAGCAUCGGCCAGCAGCCAGCUCAGCACGUCUUGGUGGCUGGACGGUACCUCCGCACUCCUGUGAGGAUGGCAACGCGUCACCUGGCCCUGGCUGCCUCGGUGCUGGCCAUCUGCAUGGUGCUCACCAGGGCCACUAAACCCGGCUUUGUGGCCAGAAUCACUGUUAAAGGCCUGGACUACGCUCGUCAGGAGGGCAUCGCUGCCCUGCAGAAGGAAUUAGCCAAGCUGAAGCUGCCAGACUUCUCGGGGUCCUUUAAAGUCAAGGUCUUAGGGAAGGUGCGCUACACAUUCUACAGUCUGAACCUUCGCAGUUUCCAGUUGCCGAGUUCGCAGAUUGCCCUGAUCCCCAACGUGGGCCUGAAGGUCUCCAUUGCCAACGCCUUUGCCCAGCUGACGGGGAAGUGGAAGGUGAAGAAGAGAUUUCUCAGGGACAGGGGUUCAUUUGACCUGAAGGUCGAGGGUCUCUCUAUCUCUGUUGGUCUGAAGCUGGGCAGCGACGCCUCUGGGAGACCCACCAUUACCACCUCGGAGUGUGGAACCCACAUCUCCAACGUUCGGGUGCACAUUUCGGGCAGGUUUGGCUGGCUGUACAAUCUCUUUCACAAGAAGAUUGAGUCCAGCUUCAGGAGGACCAUGGAGGGCAAGGUCUGCGAAGCAGUGACCAGCUUUGUCACCACCAAGCUGCAGCCCUAUCUCCAGACUCUGCCAGUCACAGCAAAGAUAGACAAGGUGGCUGGGAUUGAUUACUCCCUGGUUGCACCUCCCACGGCAACAGCCCAGUCUCUGGAUGUGAAUCUGAAGGGUGAAUUUUUUUCCCUGGCCCAUCGCUCUGCCGUCCCCUUUGCUCCUCCCAUAAUGGCCUUCCCCGUGGAUCAUGACCGCAUGGUUUACUUCGCAGCCUCCAGUUACUUCUUCAACACAGCUGGCUUUGUGUACCACACGGCCGGGGUCCUGCUCUUUGAGAUCACUGAUGCCAUGAUUCCGAAGGAGUUUAAAUUCCAUUUGAACACCUCCACUUUUUCAGCCUUCAUUCCCCAGCUGGAAAAGAUGUACCCAGACAAGCUGAUGAAGCUCAGGAUUAAAACCUCUUCUCCUCCGUUCCUGACCAUCGCACCUGGGAACUUGUCGCUUACGCCUGUUGUGGAUAUCCAAGCAUACGUUAUCCUACCCAACUCCUCCUUUGUCCCCAUCUUCCUCCUCAGCGUGACCAGCAGCGUUUCAGUCAAGCUUAUGGUGACCUCUGCCGAGAUAGGUGGGACCCUGGAGCUUGGCAGGCUGCAGCUGUCACUGAAGCACUCGGACGUCGGCCCUUUCUCUGUGCAGCUGCUGCAGGCACUCAUGAACUUCUAUGGCUCCAGCAUCCUGAUCCCACGCAUUAACGCGCUACUCAGGGAGGGCUUCCCUCUCCCACUGCCGGCUCGCGUCCAGCUCUCCAACCUCGUCAUACAGCCCCGCCAGAACUUCCUGCUGUUUGGAGCAGAUGUUCGUUACAUAUAGAGACGCUGAGGACGAGACGCUGAAAGAAACGACUGAUAC
Chelonia mydas (Green sea turtle) is the source of this 1591-nucleotide messenger RNA. RefSeq names its product bactericidal permeability increasing protein (gene BPI). The record is from RefSeq and is a predicted model, not a curated record. Gene Ontology annotation, molecular function: lipopolysaccharide binding. The transcript is spliced from 15 exons. Gene Ontology annotation, biological process: defense response to Gram-negative bacterium; lipopolysaccharide-mediated signaling pathway; innate immune response. Bases 122 to 1552 code for a protein of 476 amino acids. NCBI's taxonomy places the organism in Eukaryota, Metazoa, Chordata, Testudines, Cheloniidae.